Zymoseptoria tritici IPO323 is the source of this 1276-nucleotide messenger RNA. RefSeq lists its product as uncharacterized. The record is from RefSeq and is a predicted model, not a curated record. Lineage: Eukaryota; Fungi; Ascomycota; Dothideomycetes; Mycosphaerellales; Mycosphaerellaceae. The transcript is spliced from 5 exons. The coding region runs from base 266 to 1276 and encodes 336 amino acids.
ACAUCUCCCCCACCACCACGCCACGCAUCGGCACUCCACCAGCCCUACCGCCGUUCAUUAAUAACUGCCGCAGAGACACACGCAGGCAUUAGAACUAUCUCUCCCAGCACAAGCGAAGCAACCAGGCCGAAAUAAUAUCCACAAUUCGCCCCAGUCUGUCCCUGUUCACUGCGACACAGCCCGCCGCGGCUCCUCUCCCGAUCCUGGCUUGAAUACCCACUUCUGAUACCAUCCGCCGUCGCAAGCAAUCGCCGCAGCCAACGAAAUGGACCAUCAGCCAUCCACGCCGACGCACGCCCGUCCCGGCGCACGCUCUCGCGGUUCGCGAACAUUCUCCUACCGCAGCGACAAGAGCAAUGGAUCCCGGAAGGAGGAUCUGACCGAGUCGCCCAAGGAUAAGCAGCGCCGCGACAGCAUUUGGAAGAGCACCAGCAAGGCGAAUCCAAACGCCGCUAUCACCGAAGCUCAACCAGGAGUCAACGCUGUCCUCGAAGAAAGCACCCUCACCUCCUUGCGCGGCGUCCAACACAAAGAUGUCGACGGCAAUCCUAUCACCGAUCCCGACUUGUCGAACCCAACCCGCCCGCGUCUGGAAAGACCGCUAGACACGAUUCGGUCAUUUGAAAAGGCGAUUGAUCAAGGAUACAAACGUCGCUCUAGUUACGUGCGCGCCGAAUCCGACUCAAAUGUGCAUCAAGACGGGCACAACAGGAGAAUCAGUGGCUAUGGCUACGAUGCUGGUCCACAGCAACCACGACAGAUGAACGGCGGUUACUACGGCGAACAGCGCCCAGGCCAAUACGGCAAUGGGCCUGCACGCCGAUACCCAACUUCUCGCAUGAGCUCCGAACCCAUGACGUACGGUCAGCGACCAUACGGCCAGCACGCAUACCAGCAUUCUGCAGACACAAUGGCAACCGGCGGUUCCGACAGUACUGGUCAAUGGGCCAACAGCACCGAUCCAAGCAGCGAGAACAGCUCGAUCGACCGAGCUGCCGCGGCAGCACGUCCAUACAAUGAGAAUGGAUACCCACAACCCGGAUACCCUCAAAACAAUGGCUACGGACCCAAUGGGUUUCAAGGAUCAAUUCCAGAAGAUGGCGCAUAUCCCAUGCGCGGCGGUCCUGCUCCAAAUCAAGCUCCGCAACGCCGUCCGAUCGCACUCGGCAACUCCGGCGACGCGCCUCCGCCAUCUUCCCUCCCAUCCAGCAAGCGCCCUGCAGAGCCAGAGAAGAAGAAGGGCUGGUUGAGUCGCCGCUUUAGCAAGAGAGGAUGA